Messenger RNA from Leishmania braziliensis MHOM/BR/75/M2904, 528 nucleotides. RefSeq lists its product as hypothetical. Gene Ontology annotation, biological process: negative regulation of translation; negative regulation of ribosome biogenesis. The transcript has a single exon. The record is from RefSeq and is a predicted model, not a curated record. NCBI's taxonomy places the organism in Eukaryota, Euglenozoa, Kinetoplastea, Trypanosomatida, Trypanosomatidae. The coding region runs from base 1 to 528 and encodes 175 amino acids. Gene Ontology annotation, molecular function: ribosomal large subunit binding.
AUGUUGCUCGAGAUGGAGGUGAAUGGCGUCAUUGACGAGACGUGGCAGGACGCGAACAGGGCACGACUAGAGGACGUGAAGGCGAUUGCCGACAUUUUGACCUCGCUGAAGGUGCGCGAUCUUUGCUGCAUCGACGUCUCCGAAAAGACCUCUAACUUCGACUACAUCGUCUUUGGCACGUGCGAAGGGGCGCGGCACAUUCACCUCGCUGCCUGGGCUGUGCAGGACGCGGACAGGGUGCAUCGUGUUUCCAAGAUCAGGCGCAAACGGACGGACGAGUUGUGGGAGGUCGUGCCAGUUGGUCGUAUCGUGGUGAACCUGAUGGUGGAGAGCUUCCGUGAAGAGAUGACGCUGGAGCGUAAGUGGGCGGUAACGCGCUCCAUGGACCCCCUGGGGGCCGCGAAUGCCCCCAUCAGCGAGGGGCGGCAGGUGAAGGCGCACGGACUGUGGACACUGACGCUGAACUUGCAGGACCUGGAGGACUUUGAGGUGGACUACUGCAAAGACAUUCUCAUGCGGCAGAUGUGA